Molecule: messenger RNA, 5662 nt
Organism: Chiloscyllium plagiosum (whitespotted bambooshark)
Lineage: Eukaryota; Metazoa; Chordata; Chondrichthyes; Orectolobiformes; Hemiscylliidae
Source: RefSeq, a predicted model, not a curated record
AUGCGGUAUAAACAAUCCCCACGACUGCUCACCAUGCUGUAUAAACAAUCCUCGCCACCACUCGCCAUGCUGUAUGAACAAUCCUCACCACUGCUCACCAUGCUGUAUAAACAAUUCCCACGACUGAUCGCCAUGCGGCUCCGAGAACCCUGGCCCAACAGCGAUGCUCCAUUCUCCUUCAAGAAUGUUAUUCCAUUGACACCAAAUGCUGCGUAUUUCACCAAUGAGCUGAAGAAAGAGAGAAUUUCGGGAAACGUGGAUGCUCCUGAAGGUGGAUUUGAUGCCAUUCUGCAGGUUGCUGUUUGUCAGAAUCAAAUUGGCUGGAGGAAUCAGAGUACCCACAUAUUGGUUUUCUCCACUGAAUCUGCCUUUCAUUAUGAAGCUGAUGGCUCCAAUGUUCUCUCUGGGAUUCUGAAACGGAAUGAUGAACACUGCCACUUGGACUCAAAUGGGUCCUACACUUGGCAUACAUUGCAAGAUUAUCCAUCGAUCCCAACUCUGGUUCGUCACCUUACGGAGCAAAGCAUCAUCCCAAUCUUUGCAGUUACCAACCACUCUUAUUCUUAUUAUCAGAAAUUGAGUAAAUAUUUUCCUGUGUCUGAUAUUGGGCAGCUCCAGGAAGACUCCUCCAAUAUAAUAGAAUUGUUACGGAAUGCUUUUGAGAACAUUCGCUCCAAGAUGGAAAUCCGAGCUGAGAAUGUCCCCGUAACAAUGUUGGCCAAGGUCUCAUCGUUAUCUUCUGCCACAUCUCGGAGUGACUCUUCUGUCUUCACUGUGGCCCCAGGAGAAGUGAAAGAGUUUGAGCUGAAAGUGAAAGCUAUGGAUUCCAUUAUGUGUACCAAUGAGAAGGAGCAGAGAGCAAACCUGAUUGUUAAGCCUAGCACUUUCACAAAUGCUUUGACAGUGGAUACCUCCCUGUUGUGUGAAAAAUGUUUGUGUGAAACGAAUUCAGAGAAGAACUCUCCAAAAUGUAAAGGAAACGGUGACUUUGUUUGUGGGCAAUGCGUGUGCAAGGAUAAUUGGCAAGGGGAGACCUGUGACUGUGACACACGUAAUCAGGAUGGCACUGAGGUCGAAACCUGCAAGAAUCCCUUUGACGAUUCCCAGAUUUGCUCUGGUCGUGGGGAUUGUUACUGUGGAGUUUGUUACUGUCAUCCAUCGGAACACCACCUGGAAAGAUUUGAGGGAAAAUAUUGUCAAUACAGCACCCUGCACUGCCCACGUUUUGCCGGCUUUAUGUGUAAUGAUCACGGUGAAUGUUUUGAGGAAAAGUGCAUAUGUAGAGAAGGGUGGACAGGUGACUCGUGUGAGUGCCCUAUCAGCAACGCCACAUGCAUUGACAUCAAUGGGGGACUCUGCAACGGUAAUGGUGACUGUGAUUGUGGAAGAUGUCGGUGUUAUGAUAACAAUGCUGAUCCAACCUGUAACUCUUUACAGUAUUUGCUGGGGAUAUGUGAAGACUUGCGCAGCUGUGUCCAAUGCUGGGCCUGGAAUACUGGGGACAAAAAAGGAAACAACUGCAAGGAUUGCCCGCAAAUCUUUACCUUUGUGGAGGAACUGAAAUCAGAAAAGGAAGUGACAGAACACUGUGAGUUCCGCGAUGAGGAAGAUGAUUGUACAUUUUAUUACACAGUGACAGUGCUCCCAGGUGGCAACCAAACUCAAGUAGAGGUGCUGAAAAAGAAAGAUUGUCCCCCAGGAGGCUUCCUCUGGCUCAUUCCACUCAUCAUAUUCCUGAUGCUGUUGUUGGGUCUCCUGUUGUUGCUCUGCUGGAAGUACUGUGCCUGCUUUCGGGCCUGCUGCGCAAGACUCCCAUGCUGUGCGAUGCUGCCGUGCUGUGCUGCAGGUACCAAGGUUGGGUUUAAGGAAAACCGCCACAUGUUAAAUCAAAGCAAGCUCACCUACCUUGACACACCAAUGGUACGGAAAAACAAACUUGUUGGCACAGACGUUGUCAGGUGGAAGGUGAUGGACAAUGUUCACAAAGAACCUUCGAAACGGUAUCAGGGAACAAACUCUAACGACACUGUUCUGUACAACCUGUCACUGCGAGCCGCCAGAAUAUUCAAUGAUGCGCUGAAGAAUCCUGACUCAGCAGAGUUUAGGCAGCUCCGCCUGGAGGUGGAGGAGAAUCUGAAUGACGUGUUCAAAAUUGUGCCAGGUUUCCAGGGGGCACGGAAGACCACGUUUAGGGUUCAACAAAAGGCAGGAAAAAGGGAGGACCUGACCAUCUUCGAUACACAAAUACCUGCCCUUCGCUCAGCAGAGAAACAGAUUGUCAAUAUAACUGAAGACAUGGUGUCCAUGGGUGCCUUCAGCAAUUUGAAGGUUGUGCCUGGCUACUACACUGUUGCAUCUGAUCGAGAUGCUCACGGGCAGGUGGAAUUCCAGGAUGGUGUCGAGUCCAUUGAUGUGCGGGUCCCACUCUUUGUGAAGGAUGAAGAUGACGACGAGAAGCAAUUGCAAGUGGAGGCUGUUGAUGUUCCAAAGGGGAAUGCAGAGAUUGACCAGCCAUUUGUGUACAUCACCAUGAUCAAACAGGCCUUAGCCAAAAGCAUUAUCACCUUCAUGCACCCAUCAUACAGAUACCAAAGGCAAGACAAAGUGGCCAAAAUUCCCCUUAUCCGGGAGAUACAGGAGGAUGGACGCACACAGGUCUCUUACAGGACAAAAGAUCGCACCGCCAAGGAUGGCAAGGAUUACAUAGCAACAGAGAACCAUGUCACAUUCCAACCCGGAGAGACUCGCAAGGAGAUUCCUGUUGUUCUGUUGGAGCAGACCGAGAUUGAUACCUUGCUGGGAAAUGAGCAGGAGAAAAAAUUCUGUAUGGAGCUCUACAAUCCCCAAAAUGGAGCAAAGAUUGGGAAGUAUCCUGAAACGAAUGUCAUCAUCACUGAUGAUAAUGAGAGGCAAAUCCCGAUUGACACCCCACCAUUCAAUCUGAAAGCUCAUCCAAUUGACAGCAGAAGAAUCCAGCUGAAUUGGAACCCACCCCUGGGUGAGCCAUCAGGAUAUAGGGUGGAGUAUUGGCCUGAAGAUGACAGGCUUGCCUCUCAGAUUAUAGAGACAAGGAAUACUUCUGCUGAGCUCAUCAAUCUCCAGCCAGACUCUUACUAUGCAAUGAAUGUGCUGGCCUAUAAUGAUCUUGGUGAUGGUCCCCAAUCUGCUAUCACUUACUGUCAUACUCUGGAUGAGGUCAAUCAAGCACCAAUUCUUCUGAAGGGUUCCAACCCCAUUAAGUCUGCACCAACCAAUUUGAAAGCUCAUCCAAUUGACAGCAGAAGGAUCCGUCUGAAUUGGACCCCUCCACCAGGCCAACCAUCAGAAUAUAAGGUGACCUACUGGAUUGAGGGGGAUGAGAAUUCUUCUCAGGUCAUAAAAACGAUGACUCCUUCUGCUGACCUGACCAAUCUCUACCCAUACUGUGACUACGAGAUGAAUGUCUGUGCCUACAACUCACAAGGUUUUGGGCCCUACUCAGACGUUGUUCAAUGUCGCACACUUGAAGACUUACCAAAUCAGCCAGGAAGAUUGGCGUUCAAUGUCAUUUCACCAACCGUGACACAACUGAGCUGGGCUGAACCUUCAGAAACCAACGGGGAAAUCACAGAGUAUGAAGUCACUUACACUGUGGUGACUGAUGAGAAUCAGCCCAUUGGACCUAAAAAGACAGUGAAAAUUGAUAAGCCAAAGAAGCGGAUGGUAAUGAUCGAGAAUCUGAAAGCGGAGCAGCCAUAUCUGUACACAGUACGAGCCAAGAAUGGUGCUGGUUGGGGACCUGUCCGAGAAGCCACAAUGAACCUCUCCACGCAGCCAAAACGACCAAUGUCCAUUCCCAUCAUUCCAGAUGUUCCAAUUAUUGACGCCGAAGCACACGAUGAGUAUGAGAACUUCCUGAUGUACAGCUCAGAUGUAAUGCGAUCGCCCAGACCGAGCACUUCUGAUGACAUAGAUAUGUCGAUGAACGGGAAAUGGGAGAUGAACUCUCUCUUCCCAGGCAGUGCCAACAGCACCCUCAGUAGGAGCACCACCACCAACUACAACCACCAAUACACCAGGUUGAUAGAAGACUCUUCCAUGUCCUCAAAGACUCACACUACUAUGAUGUUGGGACAGGAAUCACGAAUGUAUGGAAAGAAAGGGGUUAACUACACGAACAUACAGCAGAUGAUUGGAGGGAGGAGACGCACUGAAUCUGAGGAUAUAAAUGCUGCUCUUGAGAACCUGGAGAUGGUUCUACAUGAAAGCCGAUCUCCUGGGAUCCCAGACACUCCGACUCGCCUCGUGUUCUCUGCCCUUGGAGCAACCUCGUUGAAAGUCAGCUGGCAGAAACCUCAAUGUGACCGUGAGGUCCUGGGCUAUCGGGUCACAUACCAGCCUCUUCUGGGAGGUGAGACGAAAAUAAUUGACAUCUCAGACCCCGAAGAGAACUCCAUUAUCAUCAACGAUCUUCUACCCAACUACUCCUACUUGUUCAAGGUCAUGGCUUUGAGUGAUAAGGGCUGGGGUCCAGAGCGAGAAGGCGUUAUCACCAUUGAAUCAAAGGUGGACCCGUUAAGCCCUCUGAGCCCAGUUCCAGGCUCUCCUUUCACACUGAGUACACCAAGUGCUCCAGGGCCCCUUGUAUUUACAGCCAUUAACUCUGAACUGCUCAAACUAAGCUGGGAAAAACCCCGCAAACCAAACGGAGACAUCAUGGGCUACCUUGUAACUUGUGAACCACUGGAUGGACAUGGUGAGAUCAAGACUUAUCAAGUGGAGGGUGAUGAUGCAGAGAUGACACUGAUGGUACCUCACCUCAGUGAAAAUGUUCCAUAUAAGUUCAAAGUUCAAGCAAAAACAACCCAAGGUUAUGGUCCAGAGCGUGAAGGCAUCAUUACUAUCGAGUCACAAGAUGGAGCAAACUUUACUGACUACAAUAAACAGAUGGUAACGAGGCAAGAGGGGUAUAUGAUACCUGGGAAUAUGAGCACACAGACCACUCUAUUGCAAUCCACCAUCGACCCCAUGUUCUCAGAGGGAAUGACCGUCACGACACAACGAAUGGAAGGUGCGACAUCAAUCACUCAACAGAUAACUCGAACGAUGAUGAGUGGAACAGUCACCAAACAGAUGGAAAGGAAGUUCUACGAGGCUUGAUCAAUGGACUAGCUUCUGCAAAGUCCUGCUCUCUGUACAGACUGCUGCAGAUUCUUUCUGAUGAACCAUACCAAUGAGUGAUCUCUGAAGCCCUGAUCUCUGGCUGCCUCUAAGCUUGUCAGUACCUGCAUUAAAAGAGACCUGCUGGAGAGUUGUGAUGGAUGCUUGCUCCCAUUUGUUCAUUAGGCUUGGUCACUUGGCAUUGUUACAUAGUGCUGUAAUGUUUUCUAGCGUGUUUAUGGUGAGCUUUGAUUAAGAAAGACUCUGCAUUCACCAUAUCAUGAAAUCUGUCCAAAUUUUAACUGCCUCUAAAUUUUACUUCCCUCUCAAUCCAAUUACCUUGAAUCCAGGCCUCGCCUAGAAGCAGACAAGGACACAGGAGAUUCUUGUGUGCAUACUUCACUCUUUCUGCAGUUAUUUGGUGCUUGUUAUCACAAACAGAAACCUCCCUUAGCCACUGCACCACUUGUUUUACACUUUGGGUCACAUUACUUCUAUUCAUUCAUAUUUAUUUUUUCUUUCA